AUGAUUAUCACUAUCGAUGAUUCCAUUGGUAUUCUGGAGCUCAAGCAAUUUCUCAGUCAGCAUUUUGAGAUGAAGAAUCUUGGCACUCUCAGCUAUUUUCUUGAUCUUGAGAUUUCUUCUUCUUCUGGUGGUUACUAUUUUACACAGGCCAAGUAUAUCUCUGAUAUGCUUUCACGGGCCAAUCUCACAAACUGUAAGACCGUCGACACAUCGACUGAGCUCAAUGUUCGUCUUAAUCUACAUGAUGGCGAGCCUCUUCAUGAUUUCACUCUCUAUCAGCAUUUGGUUGGCAGCCUUUUCUAUCUUACUGUUACUCGGCUUGAUAUCUCAUAUGCUGUCCAUCAGUCCCCUUUUGAGUUACAUGCUUCUACUAAUGCGGAUUGGGCAGGUGAUCCUACAAACCAUCACUCCACCACCGGUUAUUUUUUCCUACUUGGCACCUCUCUUGUUUCUUGGAGCAGUAAGAAACAGUCUGUUGUUGCUCCUUCUAGUACCGAGGCAGAAUAUCGUGCUUUCGCUGACACCACCUUGGAGCUCCUUUGGUUACGAUGGCUUUUCUACAAGAUAUGGGGCUCUCUACAACUUCAUUCUGUUACAUCUUAUGAUCAAUUCAUGGACCUCUUCACAAAGUCUCAUCUUCCAGGGCAGUUCCGCGAUUUUGUGUCUAACCUCAAGAUGGUCUCUCGCACUCUACCUUGA
Messenger RNA from Alnus glutinosa, 699 nucleotides. RefSeq lists its product as uncharacterized. The coding region runs from base 1 to 699 and encodes 232 amino acids. Lineage: Eukaryota; Viridiplantae; Streptophyta; Magnoliopsida; Fagales; Betulaceae. The transcript has 3 exons. The record is from RefSeq and is a predicted model, not a curated record.